Papaver somniferum (opium poppy) is the source of this 2081-nucleotide messenger RNA. RefSeq lists its product as uncharacterized. The transcript has 6 exons. The record is from RefSeq and is a predicted model, not a curated record. Gene Ontology annotation, molecular function: DNA binding; transposase activity; zinc ion binding. Gene Ontology annotation, biological process: DNA transposition. NCBI's taxonomy places the organism in Eukaryota, Viridiplantae, Streptophyta, Magnoliopsida, Ranunculales, Papaveraceae. Bases 378 to 2081 code for a protein of 567 amino acids.
AUAAGACUGAUGCAGGGGAUAAGGCUAAUGCAGGGGAUAAGACUGAUACAGGGGAUAAGACUGAUGCAGGGGACAAUAGUGAUGGUGAUGAUGAGGACAAUGUGGUGCUAGAGAACACUACUGUAGAUGAAUGUCACCCCAUUGAAGACCCAAAUGCUCCACCAAUCUUUGACAGUGAUGAAGAAAAUGAUAUUGAUUAUGAAGAUAUUGUCAAGACAUACAAAGUUGGAGAUGAAAGCAGUGAUUCAAGCAGUAGUGAAGAAGACAAUGAAGAAGUUUCUAAUGAUGACAAGAAUAAUGAUAAGGAUAAUGAUGGUCCUGAAGUAAAUGAUGAUAAAUAUUCCAAACCAAAGCUUGAUUACCAGAAGUGGAAAGAAAUGUUCAAUAUGCACAGUGAUGAAGAAGAAGAACCAUUAUUCCCUGUAGAAGAAGAGGUGACUCCUGUUGAUCCUACUAAGAUGGAGGUAAAGUAUGCUUUUAAUAACAAGAGUGCUUAUAAGAAACAUCUUAGGGGUUACUGUGUAAAACAUAAUUAUCAGUAUACGGUCUAUAAGAGUGACAAAACAAGAUUAAGAGUGAGAUGUAGGUUUAGGGAAGAGUAUGGCUGUAACUGGUUUGUAAAUGCUAGCAUAAAAAGGCAUGAGCCUACUUUUAUUGUUAGGAAGGUUAAUCUAGAACACACUUGUGUUGCGGAUCCAAAGAGUUUUAACAGAUCCGCGGAUCCUGAGUUCGUAAAAGAUGUGGUACAUGAGAAGUUAAAGCAGACAGCUGGGGCCUUAAUUCCAAAGCCUAAACACAUUGCAAGAGACUUUUUUGUAACUCAUAACAUCAAUAUACCUUAUAUUUGUGCAUGGAAGGCUAGAAAUCUUCUUUUAGAAGAUCUGUUUGGUAAUUAUGAAGACAGCUACAAGGAUGUACCCAUCUUUUGUGCAAUGGUGGCUCAUACUAAUCCAGGGUCUGUUGCUAAAUACACUUAUGGGAAAAGAGAUAAGACAUUCAUGAGCAUGACUAUUUCAUUUGCUGCACCAAUGAGAGGAUUUCAGAAAGCUUGCAGGGGAGUCAUAGGUUUAGAUGCAUGCCAUCUAACUGGAAAGCGUGGUGGUGUUCUAAUGGCUGCAACAGCAAUUGAUGGUCAGAAUUCUCUGGUGCCUUUAGGCAUUAAGGUGGCUAAGAGUGAAACCAAGGAGAGCUGGACUGGGUUCCUCAAGGAUUUGGCUCCAGCAAUCAAUGCACAUCAUGCUGGCAGAAUUACCUUUAUUUCUGAUAGGCAAAAAGGGUUGUUGGAAUCUGUUCCAAAGGUUUUCCCUGGUGCAAGAGUUAGAUAUUGCUUCAGGCACUUGUACAAGAACUUCAAGAAGUACCACAAGGCACCAACCUUGCACAACUUAUUGUGGAAUGCAUGCAAAGCUUACAAAGUGAGGCAUUUUCAGAAAGUCCGGCUGCUGGUGAAUCUUAGGAAAGAAGAUCCAAGUACUUGGUCUAGGGCUUAUUUUGAUCCCAUUAGCUGUUGUGAGCAUAUGAAUAACAAUUUCUCAGAAUCAUUUAAUUCUAUGAGUUCUAAUAUGAGAGAUAAACCAAUAAUCCAACUAGGCAUGAUGUAUGGUCAGUUAGUAAUGGGUUUGUUAUUUAAGAGAAGGGAAGAAUCUGCUAAGUGGAAUCAAAAUGAUUUGGUCCCUGCUGCUGUUAAGUUGAUAAAUAAGAUGCUUGACUUGGUUGGGAAGUUUGAUACAGAAGGAAGUGUGGUUGGACAGGUUUAUUUGGUAACUAAUGUGUCUACCAAGAAAAUUUUCACAGUGAACAUUGUAGACAAACAAUGCACUUGUUUGCAAUGGCAGCUAAGGGGAUUCCCUUGUCAACAUGCUGUAUGUGCAUUGAAACUGCUCAGGCCAAACUGGAAAGAUUAUUGUGCUCCUUACUACUCUGUGGAAUAUUAUAGGACCAUAUAUGCAGAUGCUGUAAAUCCACUAGAAGACAUAAGUGAAUGGAACUGGGAAGAUAAGGCAUCCAUGGACAUCAACUUAAAGCCUCCUCCUUAUCAAAGAAAAACUGGAAGACCAGCAAAGAAGAGGAGAGAGCUAUGA